AUGGUAUCAUUUGUAGUAUUUUAAUAGCGUGUUUUUAAACAAUUUUCACCUUUAAGAUAACUGUCUUUUAUUCUGUUAUUUGCAAUAUUUAAUUUUUUAAAGAUGUGGGAUUUCUUUAUGAUUUUUUUAUUUUUAACCGUUAAGCAAUUCUCUGAAGAAGGAUAGAGGGAUACUUAAAGUUCAAGAGUUAAGCCUCAAAAUUUUAAGGUAGUAUAGCUACUUCAGUAUUUUAGUAUGAAACGGUUUAAACUGAUGUUUAAGAAGCUUUAAAUAAAAUUCUUUAGUUCUUUGUAUAUUUUUCAUCUUUAUCAUCUAAGCAACUUAAUGGUAUUUGGGUAAUGACUUUGGGUCAAAAAAUAGAAGAAAUUAUAUUAACAGUAAAGGAUAUAUUAGAAGUUGUUAUUAAAGACUAUUUUAUUCAGGCUUUAAUUUUAGAUUAAUUUUUUUAAUUUAUGUUAAAUUUGAGCUCAAUAUAAAAUUAAAUACGAUUGGAAUACCCUAAAUCUUUUUAAUUUUGUCAAAAGUAAGACAACAAUAUUUAAAAGAAAAAUUUAAAUGUGAAAACCUUAAAUUUUACUAAUAAUGGAGAUUUCAAAAAAAUAGAAGUUGUUUAGCAUAGUUUAGGUAUGUUCUUGCUUCAAUAAAUACUAUUUUAGAAAUUGAUUAAGCAUAAAGAUUGUUUUGUAUGGGAGCUGAACUAAAUGAUUUAAUAAGAUGUUUAAAUGUGA
Messenger RNA from Paramecium primaurelia, 728 nucleotides. The record is from the annotation of a GenBank genome assembly. Lineage: Eukaryota; Ciliophora; Oligohymenophorea; Peniculida; Parameciidae.